AUGCUUCACAAUAAAAGAAACCUCCACAGCCGGAGAAGUCACCGAAAUGAGAAGCUCAAGCACUGCAGUGAAGAAAGGGGCCGGCCUUUGAGCGACAACGAUGCAAGAUGGCAGCCACCACGGGCUCGGACAAUUUAUGAAAACCGAAUAUACAGCCUUAAAAUAGAAUGUGGACCUAAAUACCCAGAAGCACCCCCCUUUGUAAGAUUUGUAACAAAAAUUAAUAUGAAUGGAGUUAAUAGUUCUAAUGGAGUGGUGGACCCAAGAGCCAUAUCAGUGCUAGCAAAAUGGCAGAAUUCGUAUAGCAUCAAAGUUGUCCUGCAAGAGCUUUGGUGCCUAAUGAUGUCUAAAGAAAAUAUGAAACUCCCUCAGCCACCUGAAGGACAGUGUUACAGCAAUUAAUCAAAAAGAAAAACCACAGGCCCUCCCCUGCCCCCCAUUCGAUUUAAGCAGUCUUCAUUUUCCCCAGUAGUAAAUUUUCUAGAUUCGUCUUGUAGACCUCAAAGUACUGGAAAGAAAGCUCCCAUUCAAAGGCAGUUUAUCUUAAUAUACUGUAAAUGAUACUAAUUUUUUUGUCCAUUUGAAAUAUA
Molecule: messenger RNA, 590 nt
Organism: Dama dama (fallow deer)
Lineage: Eukaryota; Metazoa; Chordata; Mammalia; Artiodactyla; Cervidae
Product: ubiquitin-conjugating enzyme E2 variant 1-like
Exons: 2
Coding region: 1-402 (133 amino acids)
Biological process (GO): protein K63-linked ubiquitination; DNA damage tolerance
Cellular component (GO): nucleus
Source: RefSeq, a predicted model, not a curated record